Molecule: messenger RNA, 1277 nt
Organism: Platichthys flesus (European flounder)
Lineage: Eukaryota; Metazoa; Chordata; Actinopteri; Pleuronectiformes; Pleuronectidae
Gene: thyn1
Product: thymocyte nuclear protein 1
Exons: 8
Coding region: 500-1153 (217 amino acids)
Cellular component (GO): nucleus
Source: RefSeq, a predicted model, not a curated record
AGCACAGUUCCAGCAGGAGGAUAACUGAUGGACAUUUAGGUUAAAAACAUGAAUAUGAAUGUCUGGGGCUUACGAACACUUGGAUGACACCAAAGAAGCAGCAUGGAGGCCUUUAACAUUGUUUUUUUAUUGUUGAAUAAUUAGCAACAAUACUUUAAUUGUGGCUGCAACACUAUUUACCCCUGAAACUCCAAAAGUGUUUUUUGGACUCUAACACUUUCACUUUUUGGUUGAACUACCCCUUUAAGGUAAGAUUGCCACCCGGAAGAGGAAGGAGAAGGAGAAAAACCCGCCUUCAUUUUAAAUAUGGACGACAUGUAAACACGGGCACGUCUCGUCGCUGCUAACGAGGCUGAGAUCUCCUGGUUCUUCUGCAGUUGUUCGGUCGCAGUGACUGUUUGUGUCCGGGUUCGUGUCCUCGUGUUCCGGCAGAGAUCCACCGCUUCAGGAAGUAAGAGUUCACUUCCUGGUCAGAGAUCCUCUAUUAACCCUUUGAGACAUGCCACCAAAGAAAAAGGCCGGAGUGGCUACAAGAUCAGCAAAGUCAGAGAAAGCAGAAGAAAGUGAAACAGCCUCAUCUGGUGGGAAGAGGAAGGCGGUAAAGGAGAGCUCGGAGUCACCUGAUUCCCCAGAGUUCAGUUGCUGGCUCAUGAAGUCUGAGCCCGACAGCCGCUUUGAGAAUGGCAUUGAUGUGAAGUUUGGGAUCGAGGAUCUGAAGGCUCUGCCCGAUCAGACCGGCUGCUGGGAUGGGGUCCGCAAUUAUCAGGCACGCAACUUUAUGAGGCAGAUGAAAGAGGGACAGUCGGCCUUCUUUUAUCACAGCAACUGUAAGGAACCGGGGAUUGCAGGAAUCAUGAAAAUUGUGAAGGAAGCUUAUGUGGACCACACUCAGUUUGACAAGAAAGAUGUCCAUUACGAUGCAGGCAGCAAACCAGACAACCCAAAGUGGAGCAUGGUCGACGUCCAGUAUCAAAGAAUGCUGAAGCGUUAUCUUCCUCUGUCUGAGCUGAAAAAAUACCACCUGCAGCAACGCGCCAAGGGAGGGCCUCUGAAGGACAUGGCUCUCUUUACAAGGGCCAGGCUCUCUGUGCAGCCCCUCACCACUGAGGAGUUUGACUUUGUCCUGAGUUUGGAGGACAAGGAGCCACUGUGAAAGUGGAGCCUGGUUGACCGUCAGUCCAGUGUUUAUUCAAAGAGUAAUAAGUGUAAAAUCAUUUUAUUUGUGUUUUUUGUUUGUGUUUAUGUUCACAAGUAUUAUUAAAUGUGUUUUUGGUCUA